Drosophila guanche is the source of this 969-nucleotide messenger RNA. RefSeq names its product fibroin heavy chain. The annotation marks the transcript as partial. The record is from RefSeq and is a predicted model, not a curated record. The transcript is spliced from 3 exons. Lineage: Eukaryota; Metazoa; Arthropoda; Insecta; Diptera; Drosophilidae.
AUGUUUGCAACGCCACGGAAUCUACGCUGCAGUCUCUGCUGGGUCUGCCUCUGCCUCUGGCUGUCUGCUGUACUAGCGCAGGAGCGGAACACCACAGCGGACACCGCCACAGCCACCUCCUGGACACCGCUGAAGCCGCCACAGAAGCGGCAGGCGUCAAGCGGCGCAGCAGGAGCCGCAGCAGCCAAGAGCUACGAUCCACCGCCGGAGUUCUAUCGGGGGCCGGGCUCUGUGCAGAAACUGGACAGCACAGCAGCUGGAUUUAUAUCCCAGCCGAUUGGUGCGCUGCCACCCGUGGGUGGAGCAGGAGCAGCAGCCACAGAGAGUCUCAGCGAGGCGUACGACAAGUGGCGCAAUGGAGGCGGAUCCCGUCCGCUGCAGGAUCGCAUCAGCGUGGGUCACUAUGGCAGCAGCGGCAGCGGUUCUCCAGGCAAAAGCUUUGGCUAUGAAGGACAUCCCUAUGCCUAUGACUACGGACCAGGACAUGGCUAUGAGCAGGGAGUAGCACCAGGACAUGGCUAUGAGCAGGGACCCGGCCAUGGCUACGAUCAGGGACCACUGGCUGGGCAUGGCUACGGCGCCAGUGUCGAGGCAGGUGCCGGGCCGCCGUACCACGUCUAUCGACAGCGACCCGAACCCGGCCACUAUGCGGGUCCCGGCGUGGAGUACACCUACAGCUCGUAUCCCCUCGACUCGCACGAGAUUGUCGCGCACAAGGGGUCGCCCGAGAUCUCCCCCAAAGCGCUGCUGGCCAAGAGUUUCCUCAUUCCGUUGGCCAGUGCCACGGUCCUGGGCAUUGCCGCUGCUUUUAUUAACAAUCCGCUGCUGCUGCAACUCGCACCGGUGCCGGGACUGGGCGUUGGAGUGGGUGUUGGCCCGCCCGUUGUGGGCAAGCGAAAGCGACGAAGGCGCGAGAUUCGAAAUGCUUUAAAGAGCGGAAAUAAAUAAUCUCACUCAGUGUUAAGUACA